AAAAAAAAAAAAAAGUAUAACUUAGCAGGGAGGAGUAAAAUAUUCUCACUCUCUCCUUCAUCUUGUUGCUCCGUUUCUUCAUUUUUCUUCAGUCUGAACCGUUCUGCACUGCAUCUGCUUGCCCAUCAGAGAAAUCAAGGAAAAGGCCGUCGGACCCACCGCUGAUCAUGAAGUCCCGUGUGGUUUUCCCCGUCUCCUGUGUGACUCUGCUGUGGCUGUGCUGCAGCCUGUGUCGCUGCAGUCCUCUGUUCUACAACAUAUCUAUGGACGGCAGCGGCGACGGAGCCGAGCCGGAGCUCAUUUUCCCCGCCUCCUUCUCCACACGUGCGCCCGUUCACGUCACUGCUGCCACUCAGCCUCCCAGCCUCACCAACACCAUCACCACCACCAUGAUCCGCCUCAAAGACUUUGUCCUGAGCCGAGUGGUGGACUUCCUGCAGGAGAACCUGCUCAUCAUCAUUGUUGUUACCUCUCUUCUCAUUGUGUUGGUCUUCAUCAUUUGCUGCGCGUUCGCCAUGAGCCAUAAGCGCAAGCUGGAAGCUUACAAGCCCCUUCCUAACCCGCCCAGGAAGUACACCGCCAGUAAAACUGGAGCUCGCAAGAACUCGAGCGAGCCUCAGGAGAAACCGUAUGCCGUGGACCACGUGAAGAGGGUCCACGUUCAGGGUCCGGCUUCCCCCAAACACCUGCGCGUGCCCUCCAAGGCUCUGGUGGGAGACAAGGGGAGGGACGUUAGAUCGUCGCCUCGGCAGGAGGUCAGAAAGGUCAGAGACACGGAGGAAGUGGAAAAAAGAAGAGAGGAAGUGAAGUUCAAAGAGUCGGUGAAGCAGAGGGAGGAGGUCCAGCAGAGCGCCGGUCCCAGCUCCAGCUCCAGUCACCCCGUCUGCACUUGCCAUCUAAAGAAAGCCAACCACUAACACACGACCGAGGCCACAUACCCAUGCAGCCAAAACAAGUCAAAAUGUCACUCGGAAGGAAAAGCGUUAGGUGGAGUCAUGCCUUUGUGGAGAUUCUUAGGAGCAUAAAAUCUGAAUAAAAACCAACAAAAAAAAAGACCCGGAUAAGCAGAAUGCAGAAAGCAGCACUUCAAGUGCCUUACUGAGCAAGUCUGUAAUUCAUCCGUAGCUCCUCAGAAGGGCUAAUUAUCAAGAUUAAAGAAAAAAAACAGAACUUAUGUACACAUUUAUGUGAGGAAAAGGAAAAGCUGUGCAAUUUAAACAAUGCAAAUAGUGGGGAAAUCCUGAUGAUAGGGAAUUGAAUGGAUACAAAAAGAAUGGAUGAUUAUGUACAGAAUGUGCAUAAAUGCAUGCACACACAGCACCCUCCAUAAUUACUGGCACCUCUAGUUAAGACGUGUAUACGAGCGGUAAAAUAUUACCUUGAUGGCGAGAUUAACUCGGGUCUCUGUCCAUCCUCAUCUUUCGGUGUUCCAGUUGUUUUUGUUUUUAACUAGUGCUCUCUCUGUAGAUUUAGCCUAGUCUAGGAGAGCAGCUAUUUUCUUUUAGUAAUUUUCUGACUAAUAAAGAAGCUAACAUCUGCCUUACUGGAAUGCCUGGCUCUCUUGUCCUUCUCAUUUUGAAGAAAAAUAGCCCUAUGUUUCCUGUCGUAUUUGUACUUCAGCAUAAAUUCAAUGAAGUACUAAUUUAAAAUGCAUAAAAACUCUGUUGAACUUAAAAAAGUAAAGUAGAAAUACAUUAAAAAUUGCUUAAAUUUUUAGAGAUAUUUUUUUUCUGGAUCCCCUAACACUGCCCACCGCAGAAUAAAUUCUGGCAAAUUAAAAGUUGACUUUUUAUAAAAAAACAAUUAGGCAGAUUCAUUCAACUUGGGGUGCCAAUACAUAUGGAGAGCACUACAUUUUCUUCUCCAGGUAACAGAUUAUUUAGCAGACAUUAGUAAAAUGUCUGAUGUAUCUAAAUUUUAUUUUAAGGGAUUUUAAACUAUCAUUAUAGCCAAGCACAGGUUUAUCAUGUGGAGAAAGUUUAUUCUGUUUUCCCAACCAGAAAAAGUCGUUUAGAGGAAACUCUUUGAUGCUGUAAAUAAACACACAAAUGCCAAGAAACUUGACUUGAUAAUGAAUAAUAAUUAUAAUUUUUUUUAUUAUCAGCUUUCAUAUUUACCUCUAUCCUAGUGUCAUUUUAAGUUGUGAUUUAUUAUAUUUUGUUUCAGAACCCAAUUCGGGAAACUAAAUGGAAAAUUUGUAUCAGUCUCAUUUCAGAAUAGCUGAACUUGAAAGUACAAAUAUUUUUAGUCUAUCUUUAAUGUGUUUCAGUGUUUUUAUGAUUAACAUUCAAGUGGCAGAUGUAUUCGCAGAUAAACAGGUAAACUGCAGUUAGAAAAUCAGGGUUCAUUAUUUUAUAUUUAUAUAUUAAAUUCUGUUUUUCUGUCUAAAUGUACACAUUUAAAAAUUGGUCGGAAUGUAAGUAUGGGGACAGCUGAUUGGAUAGGUUGUUGUUAUUUUUUUUUGGGCAGGCUAAAUAAAAAUUUAACCUGAUUUGAUUGGAUCAGUUUGGAUUAAAUAUUGCAAAAUCGAUGACAAGUUUGUGUUUUGCCAUGAACACCGUUUCAUCUGAACCUCACGCCGCUGUCUCCAUAUGUUGCUUUCUGUGUGACACUUGUACCUUUUUACAGAAUUACCGUCUCAUUUCGCUGGUGUUUAAUAAAACCAAAGAAGGGAA
Molecule: messenger RNA, 2675 nt
Organism: Fundulus heteroclitus (mummichog)
Lineage: Eukaryota; Metazoa; Chordata; Actinopteri; Cyprinodontiformes; Fundulidae
Gene: tmem119a
Product: transmembrane protein 119a
Exons: 2
Coding region: 168-917 (249 amino acids)
Biological process (GO): positive regulation of osteoblast proliferation; ossification; positive regulation of osteoblast differentiation
Cellular component (GO): plasma membrane
Source: RefSeq, a predicted model, not a curated record